This is a messenger RNA of Lactuca saligna, 492 nucleotides long. The record is from the annotation of a GenBank genome assembly. Lineage: Eukaryota; Viridiplantae; Streptophyta; Magnoliopsida; Asterales; Asteraceae.
AUGGCACAGAGAACGGAGAAAGAAGAGACGGAAUUCAAGGCGGUGCCGGAGACGCUGACUAUGUGCGUUAAUAACUGCGGCGUCGUUGGGAACCCAGCGACCAAUAAUAUGUGUCAAAAGUGCUUCAAUUCAACCACGACUGCUAGCUCUACGACGUCGCAUCGUAUUCGUAGCAGAUCCUUGAGGUCAACGUCUCCACGCGCUGUAUCGGUUGAUCUCGUGGUAGAUCGGACGGUUGUGGUGUUAAAUGAAGAGUUAAAGGAGGCGGAGAAGACAGAGACGGUGGUGGCGAAGAAGGAGGUGAGUCGAUGCUCUGGAUGCCGGAAGAGGGUGGGUUUGACCGGUUUCCGGUGUCGGUGUGGAGAUUUGUUCUGCGCCGAGCACCGGUACUCAGACCGCCACGAUUGCAGCUAUGAUUACAAGACCGCUGGCCGUGAAGCGAUCGCUAGGGAGAACCCGGUGGUCAAAGCGGCAAAGAUCGUUAGAAUAUGA